GUAUGGCAACGAUAUUGAUUCGUAUAUGAAUUCUACACAAUUGCUGAUAUUGUUCAUAUAUUGUUAUCAGAAAUGUGGCAAGACAGUGAAGUUCGGUUUGACAUUAUCUACUCUCAAAUGCAACUACGAUUGGGGGAAUUUGCGAUUGAUAAACUUGAUUUAAUAGAAGAUACAAAAGGAAAUGCAGGUGAUAAUGGAAGACUCAUAGUAACAAAUCUCAGAAUAAUAUGGCAUUCUUUGCUUCUUCCUCGAAUAAAUCUAAGUAUUGGCUAUAACACCUUCAUUACAGCAAAUUCUAAAACUAUAUAUACCUUGCAAGGAAGGCAUACGCAAGCACUACAUAUUUUAGCUUCAUUUCAAAAUUGCAGAUAUGAAUUUAUAUUUACAAAUCAAGAUCCAAAAAGUACAAGACAUUAUACAUCUGUUAUUGGUGUAUACAGGGCUUAUAUUUCAUCUAAAGUUUAUCGAGAAAUUAAAUUAAGAAGUGGAAUAAUUAACGAGCAACUAUUAACUCUACUUCCACAAGAAACUGUAUGCUCAACUUUACAGGAUAUUUGGAAUUUAUCAUUGGAACAGGGAAAUAUGGGAACAUUUAUUGUAACAAAUAUACGUUUAGUAUGGUUUGCUGAUAUGAAUUAUCAGUUUAAUAUAUCAAUUCCGUACCUAAUAAUAGCAAAUAUUAGUAUUAAAAGUUCCAAAUUUGGUCCAACUUUAGUAAUCGUGAGCACAGAAUCUAGUGGAGGUUAUAUAUUAGGUUUUCGAGUUAGACCUUUAGAGAGGCUUCAUGUUGUCUACAAAGAAAUUUUAAUGCUCUUUCAAACAUUUGAAAAAUUUCCGAUUUUUGGUGUAGAUUAUACAUUGGAACACCAGGCACCAUUACAGCAGGAGCUAAAUAUAGAACAAUACUCUGAAAUACAAGACAAUCAAGUUGAAAUGUUGAACGUAUUUGGUUACUAUUUUUCUGAAGGAUUAAAUCAGAAGAAACCGAGUUUUUCAAACUACUUAGGUCUUGCUGCAGAAAAUUCUGAAGAAACCAAUAAAUUGCAGAGUAUAUGGGAACUCGUGCCUCAAAAUUAAUUUAUAAAACAUUUAUAAACUUUAAAUGUCAUAAACAUAUUAUCUUAUGUAUAAAAUUGUAAGAACUAUUAAUGUAUUAUUAUUAUUAUUAUUAUUAUUAUUAUUAUUAAUGUCUACUAAUGUUUUAAAUUAAAGUAAUAUCGUACAACAUGUUCAACUGGAAACAAUUGUAAAGAAGUAUUUUAAUAAUAAAGAGAAACUAAUUACAACAAUAAAAUAUAUCCAUAAAUAUUUUUUAAGAUUCACAAUCUUUGAUUUAUUUUCUAUUUAUUAGAUAAUUGUUUGAGUGGGAUACAGAUAAAAUAGACUGAUAGUAAUUAUUUGUUUUUAACUCUUUGCGAUCGAAUCUCAGAAUGUUCCCAGGAUAUAAUUUUUUUUUAAAUAUAUUUCAAAGAAAAGAGUUG
This is a messenger RNA of Hylaeus anthracinus, 1481 nucleotides long. RefSeq names its product Bardet-Biedl syndrome 5 protein homolog (gene BBS5). The record is from RefSeq and is a predicted model, not a curated record. Gene Ontology annotation, molecular function: phosphatidylinositol-3-phosphate binding. The transcript has 8 exons. Bases 73 to 1077 code for a protein of 334 amino acids. Gene Ontology annotation, biological process: cilium assembly; intracellular transport. Gene Ontology annotation, cellular component: ciliary basal body; BBSome. Lineage: Eukaryota; Metazoa; Arthropoda; Insecta; Hymenoptera; Colletidae.